Messenger RNA from Lycium barbarum (goji berry), 1120 nucleotides. Its product is annotated as tropinone reductase 1-like. The coding region runs from base 156 to 965 and encodes 269 amino acids. Gene Ontology annotation, molecular function: oxidoreductase activity. The record is from RefSeq and is a predicted model, not a curated record. NCBI's taxonomy places the organism in Eukaryota, Viridiplantae, Streptophyta, Magnoliopsida, Solanales, Solanaceae. The transcript is spliced from 5 exons.
AGAACCCAAUAAUUUUAAGAAACUAAAAUCUCAAAAUCCAUAAACGUCAAAUCCCAGUUCCGCCUCUUGCUAUAUAUAGUAUUUAUGACAAAGUGACCACCAGGGCUUUAAAAUCUCAUUUUUAAGCAGUUGCAGAAAAACAUCCACAACCACAAAUGACAGAAUCAAACGACAACGAGGAAAUAUUGAGAGGAAGAUGGAGUCUCAAAGGCACCACUGCACUUGUCACUGGUGGCUCCAAAGGUAUAGGGUAUGCAAUAGUGGAAGAAUUGGCAAGUUUUGGAGCAACAGUAUAUACAUGUUCACGUAAUGAAAAGGAGCUGCAAGAAUGCCUUGAGAUUUGGAGAAAAAAGGGACUUAAAGUUGAAGGUUCUGUUUGUGACUUAUUAUUGCGCACUGAACGUGAGAAGCUAAUUGAGACAGUUGGACAUGUUUUUCAUGGAAAGCUCAAUAUUUUGGUAAAUAAUGCAGGAGCAGCAAUAUAUAAGGAAACUAAAGAUUUCACAGCAGAAGAUUACAACAUCAUAAUGGGAACUAAUUUUGAAGCUGCUUAUCAUUUAUGUCAAAAUGCUUAUCCCUUAUUGAAGGCAUCUGAAAAUGGCAAUGUUAUUUUUGUCUCUUCAAUUGCUAGCUUUUCAGCUCUGCCUUCUCUGUCUCUUUAUUCUGCUUCCAAAGGAGCAAUAAAUCAACUGACAAAGAAUUUGGCAUGUGAGUGGGCCAUGGACAAAAUUCGUGUUAAUACAGUUGCACCAGCAGUAAUUUUAACCCCACUUAUUGAACAAUCGAUAAAGAAUCCUGUGCAAAAAGAAGAAAUAGACAAAUAUAUUGUUCGAACUCCUAUUGGUCGACCUGGAAAGCCCAAAGAAGUUUCUGGCAUAAUAGCCUUCCUAUGCUUCCCUGCUGCUUCAUAUAUCACAGGCCAGAUUAUAUAUGUUGAUGGUGGAUUCACUGCUAAUGGAUUUUAAUUAGAGAAAAUUGCCUUAAUCACCAGCCAAAUUAUAUACGUUGUUUCUUUUCUUUUGGAUUUCUUACGCUAAGCCUUAUCAUUCAUAAGUUUGUUGAAUACUGUGAGACGGUUUCUAUAUACUUGGUAAUAUUAUUGAGCUAUUCGUCUUUUGCA